AUGACGAUUCGUGACUUUGUCCUCUCUUCUGCAAAACCGUUUGAAUCGUAUGGAUUUUUCUUGAUAUACAUAUUUGGGUUGUUAUACACUGGUUAUGCGUUUUAUAUAGUAGUUGAAUACUAUUUAAUUCCGAGUUGCAACAACUGCUCGAAAGUUGUCACGCGGAUCAUAAAGAAUAGUUUUCUAGCCAACUUGAUAAUGAUUGCGGCCCAAUCGAUGCCGGAGUUUUUCAUUGGGUUAGUUGGGUAUGCGUUGAUAGGGGAUGUUGUCUUUUCCGCAUCCAUCAUAUUUGGGUGUACAUUAGUGAAUACGAUGUUACUGACUGGCUUGGCGUCGUUCAUUUCUCUUGACAAUGUUGUUGUAGCCAAAACAGCCUUUGUGAGGGAUGCGACCUUCUUUUUAGUUUCGGUCAUCAUCAUUUAUUUCUUCUCGUCACCGUUUACCAUCAAACAACUUGAAUCGACAUCAGAUGCACCAACCACGACAUAUUUAUUGAUUUUGUUGUGGAUAUCACUCUUCAUCUAUGUCAUGUAUAUCAUUACAUUCACUAUGAUGUCGUUCUUCUCGAAGAAAAGAGUGUACGACCACCACUUUAGGUUCUUCGACAAACUCAUUGGGAAAAAGGAGAGUCAUGAGAGUGAAAGUGUUACAGAGAACAAGUCGACGUUGGCUGAAUCCGAGAAGGUUGAAAUCCCAAUCACACUCCACGAUGAUACAGUGGUGCAGUUACACAGUGGACUGUUGUUUGUCAAGUCGCCGUAUUACACAAAUGUCACAUUUUCUCCAUUACAGUGGAAGCAACACUGGUGCGACCUUUUCAGAGACGAGAUGUUAAUACACAAAGACGCAAAUCCUCUAUCACCGACAUUCCAGACUAUUCCCGUCUCGUCGAUAACUAAAGUUAUUUGUGACACUAUGGAUCCUACAUUCUUUAUAUUAGCAAUGUGGAAUGGAUCGCAUACAGUACGGUACACUAUGCGAAGUAAUCAGCGAGAGUCGUGGGUAUCGUACUUCGAAGUUUUGUUACAAGAAAAUAACACAUUAGUCAAGUCGAAGCACUCGAAGACGUUCUUUGAGAUCAUGCAGCGGAAGUGCACGUGUAAAGCAACGAUGAGUGAUUCACAAACGUUUUUGAAUAUGCCUCGCGGUAAAGCACAACGAGUCAUCUACGUCAUUUUCUGGCCUUUACUGAUGUUAUUGGCCUACACAAUUCCAGACGUGAAAAUUAAGUCAUUGGGUCGAAUGACUCCUUUGACCAUAUUAAUUUCAUUAAUAUACAUCGCAAUAUUCGCUUUUAUUGGAGUCUUCUGUGGGUAUCGACUUUCUGAAGUGCUUCGUUGUCCCAAUGAUGUCUUAGGGUUUACAUUCGUUGCGUUAUGUUUGUCUAUUCGUCAUAUAAUAAGUGGGUGGGUGAGUGGCAGAAUGAUGUGUGCCAAUUUGGCGAUUUUGAAUUCAUUUUCUGUGUCAUUAUUCUUCACAAACGUAGCUAUAGUAAUACCAUGGAUGAUUUACUAUUACACAGUGUUGGCUAGAAAACUCGAUGUGGGAGAGCAAAAGCAUUUCACUUUAUAUUCACUUGAAUGUAUCACGAUUGGGGAAAUAGUGGUGACAGUAUCUCACUUAAUAGGAACCGUCGGAUUUAAAAACUUGACAAUCAGCCACGCGUUCGGUAUAUUCUUGGUGUUGGGGUACAUACUCGUCUUUUGUGCAACUUUACUCACAUGGAUAGGAACAGUCGUGUAA
Molecule: messenger RNA, 1743 nt
Organism: Entamoeba invadens IP1
Lineage: Eukaryota; Evosea; Mastigamoebida; Endamoebidae
Exons: 1
Coding region: 1-1743 (580 amino acids)
Biological process (GO): calcium ion transmembrane transport; intracellular calcium ion homeostasis
Molecular function (GO): calcium, potassium:sodium antiporter activity; calcium channel activity
Source: RefSeq, a predicted model, not a curated record